Molecule: messenger RNA, 732 nt
Organism: Lichtheimia ornata
Lineage: Eukaryota; Fungi; Mucoromycota; Mucoromycetes; Mucorales; Lichtheimiaceae
Exons: 2
Coding region: 1-732 (243 amino acids)
Source: RefSeq, a predicted model, not a curated record
AUGGCCGAUCAUGAAGCAACGCGGGGGCUUGCUGUAACUGGCGAUAUUCCACAACAGCAGCAGCAGCAGCAUCAUGCUUAUUCGGAUGAGCCGAUCAACAAUGAAUCGGGUAUCCAGAGCAGCGUGCUCGAGGAGUAUUCCGAAAAACCACCUCCACCACCACCUGCACGAUUUUACAAGAAGAAAAAGUAUUGGAUCAUUUGCUCGAUCUUGACGGCCAUCAUUGUGGUGGUUGUCGUCUUGCUUAUUGUCUUUGUCUUUUUCCCAAUGAUCGCACAAUCGCUCAUGAACCAAUCCGGUAUCGACGUUGGUGGUGCUCAGAUCACGUUUAAUCCACCCUCGGACAGCAACAUGCAACGUCGUGACGAGCAACAGCAACUCAACAUGAACACAUCCUUCUACAUGUCCAUGAAAAGUCAGCUUAGCAACACGGGUCCUUUCCCUGCUACUCUCAAGUUCCAUAACCCAAUUGAUGUCUUGUACAAUGAUACAUUGCUUGGCACUAUCACCUUGCCUGAUGGAAGCAUCUCCGGUGGCAAGGGUGAACUUGAUGCUGACACUCCUUUCAUGAUCACAAACACCACCUACUUUGCUGCAUUCUCCAAGGAAAUGUUGGCCAACGAUGAAUUCAAAUGGCGACUCAAAGGCAAAUUGGAUAUUACUGCAUUGUCAAGAACUGCUACUGUUGAUUUGGAUAAGGAGAUCUCCAUCCCUGGCAAGUUUUUAUUUUAA